AUGAUCACAGACGUCCAACUUGCUAUUUUCUCCAACAUUCUUGGAGUAACACUCUUCUUUUUGGUUUUCUUAUUCCACUACAUAAAUGCAAUAUAUUCAAAAUAAUUGAAUAAUGACUACUUUGUUACUUCAAAUAAUCAAUUCAGUAUCAAGCAAUUAAAAACAGCAAUUCUUACGUUUACAGCAAAAUUAUGUCUCUAUUUGUUUCGUAAAUUACCUGUAAUAAUGAAUGUCUCAUGAACUUUGAAUGUCAACAAUAAACCAUUAUUUACUUUUU
Messenger RNA from Chelonus insularis, 277 nucleotides. RefSeq names its product dolichyl-diphosphooligosaccharide--protein glycosyltransferase subunit 4. NCBI's taxonomy places the organism in Eukaryota, Metazoa, Arthropoda, Insecta, Hymenoptera, Braconidae. The transcript has a single exon. The record is from RefSeq and is a predicted model, not a curated record. The coding region runs from base 1 to 105 and encodes 34 amino acids.